Maniola jurtina (meadow brown) is the source of this 2066-nucleotide messenger RNA. RefSeq names its product retinol dehydrogenase 14-like. The record is from RefSeq and is a predicted model, not a curated record. NCBI's taxonomy places the organism in Eukaryota, Metazoa, Arthropoda, Insecta, Lepidoptera, Nymphalidae. The transcript is spliced from 2 exons. Bases 230 to 1192 code for a protein of 320 amino acids.
CGACAGUCGUAUCAUAAUCGUCGGGCGAACUACGUUCCGCCUGAUUAGAGACAGUGUCAGUCAGUUUUUGUGUAGUUAUUAAUUAUUUAUUAAAAGAUUUGGGAGUUAUCAGUGCGAAUCGCACACACAAUCACAGUAUUUUAGCAGGACGCGUUUAUACCGGUUUUUCUGACGACAACUUCCUAGUUUUAUGGCCUUAUGAUUAACCAAAACUGGAUUGGGAUAAAAAAUGUGGUUGUUCCUAAUAAUAUGGACGCUAGUUGCACUUUUCUCAAUAAAAAUCUUCAACAAACUUUCCACUGGGAAAUGCUAUGCGGACACAGUCAUGAGUGGCAAAGUAGUGGUGGUCACAGGUGCCAGUGGGGGUAUAGGCUUCGAGACAGCUUUAGAAUUAGCUAGAAGAGGAGCUAAGCUAAUAAUAGCUUGUCGAAGCCACGAGAAAGGCGAAAAAGCCGUCAGGAGAAUCAUUAGACGAGCGAACAACAAAAGAGUUCGCUUCAUACAUUUAGAUUUAACUUCUCUAUCAUCAGUCAGAAAAUUCGUACACGAGCUCGAAACGUCUGAAGCGAAAUUGGACGUUCUUAUUAACAAUGCUGGGGCAAUUUGUACUACCAGAGAAAAAACUGAAGAUGGAAUUUUAAAGGAUUUACAAAUAAACUAUUUGGGACCGUUUUUGUUGACCGUACUUUUGAUUCCGAUGCUCAAGAAAGCAGCGCCGAGUCGAGUUGUAGUAGUUUCGUCUUCGUGGCAUAAGUUUGGGACUACAGAGGACUUGAAUAGUGAAAAAUACGGGUACAUCCAAUCUUAUGCGAACAGUAAGCUGUGUAAUGUUAUAUUCAGUAAGGAGUUGGCGAGAAGAUUGGAAGGUACUGGGGUGGAUGUGAACAGUCUGAAUCCGGGGCAGGUUAACACGUCUCUAUAUAGGAGUUCCACAGUUUUGGAGAAGAUUAGGAGUCUUUUGCUGUACGCGUUUUUUAAGACCCCGGCGGAAGGGGCACAGACGUCCGUCUACUUGGCGGUGUCGUGUGAAUGCGAUCAGAUCAGUGGGAAGUAUUUCGAGGACUGUCAGGAAGUGAGGGCGUCUUAUAAAGCUGAUGACGAGGAGUCUGCAGCUAAGUUAUGGGCCGUGUCGCAGGAACUGGUCAGAUUGACACCGGAUGAGAUAGGCAAAUGUUUUGGCGAGGUGUCGUAAUUUAUAUGUUAGAUUAAUUGAUAAGGUGUUUUUCAAAGGUCAUAGAUAAAGGUUCAUUAAUUGUGACACAUUUGUAUAUAUGCCAAACGCUGUGUUUUAGAGUGUUUUUGUCCAAUCAUACGGUGUGAUAUUUUUAUCCUCAUCUAAUAAUACCUGUUUAGUCUAAUUAACACGUCUCCGCUCCGUUCCGCUUCAGUGAAAACGCAUCUUUAAGCGCAAGAUAUACCUGCGGAGUAGAGUUGAGCCGAGCGCAGGAUCUUUUUUGAUAAUCACAUAAACUCAGUUUUAUUUACUUUGACAUACGGUUGUUAUAACGAAUCGCUUAGAGCGCCAUCGGUAUGCUAGAGUAAAUAAAGCCAAGUUUGAGUUGUAAAAAAAAUUAGCUAAUUGACACUGACUGCAGUGGGGACUGCAGACAGAAGUGAAAACUUAAAAUUAUAAAUUACAAUAAAUAAUAAUAAUACAACAAAUAAGUUUUUUUGUCAAAUGUCAAAAUAAUUGUAUGGUUUAUAUCAACCGGCACUGCGAGCUCUAUUAACGGUCGCGUCGGUCACGCAACCUGAAAUUUUUAACCAUCCCAAAAAACGCUUUGACUCAUUUCCACUCCACUCUGCAGGUAGGCAUUGCGCUUUACACAGCCUGAUCAUACAAUGUAUCGGUUUGGUAGACCCCAUCCUUAUAACUGACAGGUGGCGACUAUUGCGCAACAAUCGCAUCUCUUUUCUGAUGUCACACGAAUUUUUAUGUACUAAAAAUGCGUUGUAAGUAUGUCGUCUCGUGAUAUAUGAUCAAAAUAUUCGAUAUCACACUUAGCAUAUUGGUUAGAGCUAGGUUAUUAGUUAUCACUAGUCACACCAAAAUCACAGGAUCUAGC